AUGGUAGCUGGGUGUGCCAGCCCAACGAGCGCUACAGAUCCAGAGGCAUUUUCUUUGGGGACAACCCUUUCUCCUUCGGAAACACCAUUUUUCUGGCUCAAAUCUCCGUCUCCUCGCUCCUCACCUGCCUCUUACAAUGCCUCCUCACGCCCAUUGGCGAGAGCUCCUUCUUUUCUCAGAUGCUGGUCGCGCCCGCACCCGCACCCGCCUGUCCUUGUGGGCCUUGCCCUUGGGCCGUCAUUCAACGGUGGAAACAGCCCACUUCUGGAGGUGGUGUUCCCCUACAAGAGCUUCUACGUCAGCGAAACCUUCGCCUUCUUCGGGUGCAUGAUAUUCAUGUUCCUGAUGGGCGUUAAAAUGGAUCUGACAUUGAUCACCAAAUCAGGGACAAAGGCCAUGGUCAUCGGCGUGCUGGUGUUCCUCUUCCCAUUGCUUAUCAACUACCUGUUGUCGGUGUACCUAAAGAGCACAAUCGAAAUGGAUAACAAUUUAAAGGACUCCCUCACCGCCAUCGGCGCAUUUCAGUCCUCCAGCUCCUUCUACGUCAUCGCCUGCGUUUUAGAAGAUCUGAAGCUUCUCAACUCCCACAUCGGCCGCCUCGCCCUCUCGUCCUCCAUGAUCAGCGGCACCUUGAGCUGGAUCUCCAUAGUCAUCUGCUUCACCCUACGCCAAACCUCGAUGGAGCAGCAAGACGCGCUGCCAUGGAUGGCCAUUUGCGUGGCGUGCAUGAUCAUCCUCGUCAUUUACAUUCUUCGCCCCAUCAUGUUUUGGAUUGUGGAGCAGACCAACAUCUCCGGGAGGCCCAUUAAGGAAAGCUACGUGUUUUUGAUGUUUAUAAUGAUGUUGUUCUGUUCUUUGUUUAGUGAGUUCGUGGGCCAGCAUUUCUUAUUGGGCCCAAUGAUUCUUGGGCUGGCUGUGCCUGAUGGGCCUCCCCUUGGGUCCGCGUUGGUGGAUAAACUCGAGUCCUUUGUGUCCUCUGUUAUGCUGCCCUGCUACUUCGUUAUUAGUGGCGCUAGAAUCAAUCUCUCCAAGCUUGAUAUGAAGAGCAUUUGGAUUGUUCAAUUGUUGGCUUUUGGGAGCUUAAUGGGGAAGCUGAUUGGGGCCACGCUCCCUUCUUUGUACUGCAAAAUGCCCUUGGUUGAUUCCUUGACCUUGGGACUCAUCAUGAGCACUCAAGGCAUCUCUGACAUACUCUUUCUCCAACAGGGAUUGCUCCUUCAAAUGCUAGACCUGAAUUCAUACAGCGUGAUGGUGUUAGCGAUGAUGGUGAUGACAGGGGCGACUUCGCCCAUAGUGAAAAUGCUAUACAAACCAUCAAACAAAUACACAUGCAAUAGGCGGAGGAGGACCAUUGAGCAUACCAGCCCAAACGGGGAGCUGCGUGUGUUGCUUUGUAUUCACCACCAAGACAAUACUCCCUCUGUAAUCAACCUCCUUGAGGUCUCCAAUCCCACCAUUAAAAGCCCCAUUUGCUUCUACCUCAUCCACCUCAUCCAGCUCACCGGCCGAGCCUCUCCGCUCCUCAUCCACCACCACCCCAGUCGUCGCAGCUCCAAACGCUGCAAUCUCUCCGAUCAAAUCAUCAAUGCCUUCCAACUCUUCCAGCAAAUGAGUUACGAUAAGGUUAUAAUGAACGCGUUCACAUCGGUGGCUCCCUUUGCCACCAUGCACGACGAUGUAUGCAUGUUGGCAUUGGAGAAGCGAGUGUCGAUGGUGAUCGUGCCGUUCCACAAGCGGAGGACAAUGAACGUGUACGAGGGUUCGGUGAAUGCAAUAAGGGCAGUGAACAAGAACAUUCUAUCAAAGGCUCCAUGUUCGGUCGGGAUCUUGAUAGACCCUAUGAUAAUGGCGACCACCGCCAACACGGUUCCCAUAAUGAACAGAGCGGAAUUGUACAAGGUGGGGCUGAUUUUUGUGGGAGGCUCGGAUGACCGGGAGGCGCUAGCGUAUGCAACGCGCAUGGUGGAGCAUCCCAUGGUGACGCUCACGGUGGUCCGGCUGAUUCAUCCAAAAGGAACCACCCACCAACCGGCGGACCAAGAACAUGACUUCGAGAUGCUAAACGAGUUCAAGCUGAUCAUGUCGAGCUCAGGGAUAAAGCACUGUUUCUACGAAGAGGUGACGGCGAGCGACUGCGUGGGGCUGAUUGGAGUGAUGAGGAAAAUGGAACACAAUUACGAUCUCAUAUUGGUGGGGCGGCGCCACGAUGGGGACUCGGCGCUGUUCGUGGGGUUGAACGAGUGGCACGAGUACCCAGAGCUGGGGUUCAUUGGGGACAUGUUGGCGACCAUUGAUUCCCCCAGCGACGCCACAGUGCUGGUGGUUCAGCAGCAGACCAUCGUGGGCGAUCAUGAGCUUCUAGAAGAUUUCCGAUGCCUAAUGGAUGAGUCGUUUCGUGUGGAAGUAGUAAAGCCCCUCAACUCUUCCAAUUCAUGGCACCACAAACCUGAGCCUCCUUGA
This is a messenger RNA of Cucurbita pepo subsp. pepo (vegetable marrow), 2460 nucleotides long. Lineage: Eukaryota; Viridiplantae; Streptophyta; Magnoliopsida; Cucurbitales; Cucurbitaceae. The record is from RefSeq and is a predicted model, not a curated record.